Molecule: messenger RNA, 526 nt
Organism: Arachis duranensis
Lineage: Eukaryota; Viridiplantae; Streptophyta; Magnoliopsida; Fabales; Fabaceae
Product: ubiquitin-fold modifier 1
Exons: 4
Coding region: 82-357 (91 amino acids)
Biological process (GO): protein K69-linked ufmylation
Cellular component (GO): nucleus; cytoplasm
Source: RefSeq, a predicted model, not a curated record
AGAAUAGAAGAAAGAAUAGCUUCGGAGAAACGCAGAAGAAAGAAUAGAAGUAAGCACAGAAGAAUCGUGAAGGAAACAAAGAUGGCGGGUGGUGGCGGAAAGGUGUCGUUCAAGGUGACACUCACUUCUGAUCCCAAGCUUCCCUUCAAAGUGUAUGCUGCACCUUUCACUGCCGUUCUCAAAUUCGCUGCCGAAGAAUUCAAAGUCCCUCCGCAGACCAGCGCUAUCAUCACCAAUGAUGGUGUUGGCAUAAACCCUCAGCAGAGUGCAGGGAAUGUCUUUCUUAAGCAUGGAUCAGAACUGCGCCUGAUUCCCCGUGAUAGAGUUGGUGCUUCUUGCAUGUUACGGGGGGUGUGAGCGGAUAUCAAACCAUUUUAUUUAUAUAUACCUGUACUAUUGUAGUCUGAUAGUUAAAAAUAUUAAGUACCAGUGUUACUGAUCUCAUAGAUUGGGAUCAAAGGGUAUCUUUAACUCAUAAGUUUAUUUGAAUAAUGAAAUAAGUUUUUGGGAGAUUUUUUGUAGUUAA